UGGAAUAGCAUAACCCGGUAACUAAACACACUGCUGAAAACCCUAGCUAUAAAUUUCUACACCCACCGACGGCAGAAACCCUAGUAGUAGUUUUGAAAGGGAAGGAAAGAUGCAGAUAUUCGUGAAAACCCUAACCGGGAAGACAAUCACCCUUGAGGUGGAGUCAAGCGACACCAUUGACAAUGUCAAAGCCAAGAUUCAGGACAAAGAAGGGAUUCCUCCGGAUCAGCAGAGGUUGAUCUUCGCGGGGAAACAGCUGGAGGAUGGCCGUACCCUCGCCGAUUACAACAUCCAAAAAGAGUCAACAUUGCAUCUUGUUUUGAGGCUUCGUGGUGGUAUUAUUGAGCCAUCUUUGAUGGCACUGGCGAGGAAAUAUAACCAGGAUAAGAUGAUCUGCCGCAAGUGCUAUGCCCGUUUACACCCCCGUGCUGUGAACUGCAGGAAAAAGAAGUGUGGUCACAGCAACCAGUUGAGGCCAAAGAAGAAGAUCAAGUAAACUGUUCUGAUUGCAAGAUGGAAUUGUGUUGUCAUGGAUUACUGGGAUGUCUUGUAAUCCUGAUAACUCCAUUAGCUUCUUAGUAUUAUAGUAAAUCUUUCGGAAAUUUGACAGCCAAAGUUACUCUUGUGAUUUUUGUUUUCAGUUUGAGACGGAUUGAUAUCAAUUAUGCUAUAGUUCCUGGUGAUUAUACAGUUUUUGUUUUUGAUAAUAAUGCGUGUCAUGCCUUUAUUUCCUGUCACUAUAGUUUUGAGUACUUCUCUUCAUUUUUACA
Molecule: messenger RNA, 770 nt
Organism: Glycine soja
Lineage: Eukaryota; Viridiplantae; Streptophyta; Magnoliopsida; Fabales; Fabaceae
Product: ubiquitin-60S ribosomal protein L40
Exons: 5
Coding region: 110-496 (128 amino acids)
Biological process (GO): protein ubiquitination; translation; modification-dependent protein catabolic process
Cellular component (GO): ribosome; cytoplasm; nucleus
Molecular function (GO): ubiquitin protein ligase binding; protein tag activity; structural constituent of ribosome
Source: RefSeq, a predicted model, not a curated record